Messenger RNA from Zootoca vivipara (common lizard), 2217 nucleotides. The record is from RefSeq and is a predicted model, not a curated record. Lineage: Eukaryota; Metazoa; Chordata; Lepidosauria; Squamata; Lacertidae.
AUGGCAUCCAGUGUGGUGACCAAGUUCUACCAGCACAUCCUUGCACUGGUGUUUGCCAUUGAUGAGAUCAAUGAUAAUCCCAAUAUCCUGCCCAAUGUUACCCUUGGGUUCCACAUCUAUGACAGCUAUACUGAUUCUAGGAUGACCUAUCGCACCAUUCUGGACCUGCUCUUUAAAUCACAUCACUUCGUCCCCAACUACAAAUGUGGCACACAGGAAAAUGUAAUUGGAGUCAUUGGGGGAUUCAGCUCUGAUACCUCCUCACGCAUGGCAGACAUCUUAGGUCUUUUCAAGAUUCCACAGAUUUCAUAUGGCUCUUUUCAACCAGCAAUCAAUUAUCAAAUCAAGUCCCCUUCCUUUUAUCGAAUGGUUCCUAGUGAAGAUUUUCAGUACAAAGGAAUUAUUCAACUCCUUUUGCAUUUCAAGUGGAAAUGGGUCGGCCUCAUUGCCCAGGAUGAUGAAGGUGGAGAACAUUUCUUGCAGACCAUAGAGUCAAUGCUUUCCAAAAGUGGAAUCUGUUCUGAAUUCACACAAAGAGUUCCAACAAAUGUGCGUUUAUCUGAAAGUCUGGUCAAAAUGUUGUUGGAUCGAUUAAAUAUUUUCCCAGCUGUUCUGGUGGGCAAAGCCAAUGCUGUUAUUGUAUCUGGAGAAAGUGCACCAAUCACAUGGUUGGCAAAUACUGUAGCAGCAAUCGAUUUGUAUCGAACCAGUUAUCGUCAAUAUACUUUUUCUGCAGUAAAGGUGUGGAUUACGACGGCCCAAAUUGAUUUCAGAGUCUAUAAACUUCAAAUGAUGAGUGAUAUAAUUAGCCGAAUGUUCCAUGGUUCCAUUUCCUUUACAAUUCACUCAAAGGAAAUUCAAGAUUUCCGGGCCUUUCUUCAGACAAUAAAUCCUUCCGAGGCAGAUGGAGAUGGUUUUAUCAACGAUUUCUGGGCAGAAGCAUUCAGUUGUUCUGUUUCAAAUUCUACAGGAAUCUCAUUCAAUAAUAGUGCUGGAGAUUUAAUCACACUAAACGAACACGGGGAAUUGGCAGCUGGAUUUGAUAUCACAAACUUGAUCACGUUCCGUAAUAAAUCCUAUGUCAGAGUAAAAGUGGGGACACUGGAUCCUCGCAAUCCUUCUGGGAAAGAGCUGGCCAUUUUUGAGGACCGAGUCGAAUGGCACAAAGGCUUGAUUCAGGUACCGCCCCUUUCAGUAUGCAAUGAUGAAUGCCGACCUGGUAAUGGCAAGAAAAAGAAGGAAGGGAAGAAAUUUUGCUGCUAUGAUUGUGCUCCAUGUCCAGAUGGGAUGUUCUCAAAUGAGAAGGGUAGGAGAUACAAAGAAACUUGUGUCAGAUGUCCAGAAGAUCAAUAUCCAAACAAAGCCAAGGAUCAAUGCAUUCUCAAGAUUCCAAAUUUCCUAGCAUUUGAUGACAUUUUGACAAUCAUUUCAACUUCCUUUGCACUUCUGUUGUCUCUGAUUACACUUCUAGUGCUUAGCAUCUUCAUCAGGCACCAGGACACUGCCAUAGUCAAAGCCAAUAAUAGAAGCCUCACCUACAUUCUGCUCAUCUGUCUCCUCUUAUCUUUCCUCUGCUCCUUAAUGUUCAUUGGAAUGCCUACUCAGGCAACAUGCCUUCUCCGACAAACUUCUUUUGGCAUUAUCUUCUCUGUGGCCCUCUCUAGUAUCUUGGCCAAAACCAUAUCUGUGGUCUUGGCAUUCAUGGCCACCAAACCAGGAUCCAGGAUGAGAAAAUGGUUGGGACAAAAAUUGACUUAUUCCAUAGUCCUCUUCUCCUCCAUCAUUCAGUUGGGCAUCUGCACUCUCUGGCUGACAACCUCUCCACCAUCCCCAGAUUUGGACAUGCACUCAAUGGCAGAAGAAAUAGUUUUUUUGUGUAACGAAGGGUCAGCUACUAUGUUCUAUUGUGUCUUGGGCUAUAUGGGCUUCCUGGCCAUUGUCAGUUUCACCGUGGCCUUCCUAGCCAGAAAGUUGCCAGACAGUUUUAAUGAAGCCAAGUUCAUCACCUUCAGCAUGCUGGUCUUUUGCAGUGUUUGGCUGACUUUUGUUCCAACUUACCUGAGCACAAGAGGAAAAUACAUGGUGGCUGUGGAGAUCUUCUCUAUCUUAGCUUCAAGUGCUGGCUUACUGGGCUGCAUCUUUUCCCCCAAAUGCUACAUCAUUCUUCUGAGACCUGACCUGAACAACAGAGAGCAACUGAUACGAAAAAAGUUAUAA